UGGGGCUAGGUCGAGCACAAGGACGAGCCCAGACCAAACUCCACGGCACAUCUUUAGCACGUGGUACCAUGUGCCUCUGAUGCGCAGCAACAACACAUACGCCGGUAUACUCAGCGGAGAGGAGAGAGAGACACACACAGACAGAGAGAGAUGGAGACAAGUGUGGACGAGUUGGAGGAGAGAGAGAUGGAGAUGGAGGCAUCGUCGGAAAAAAUAGAAUAUGUGAGCUACGGUGGGGAGCAUCACCUACCCCUCAUCAUGGGGCUUGUGGAUGAAGAACUCAGCGAACCCUACUCCAUCUUCACCUACCGAUACUUCGUCUACCUCUGGCCCCAACUCUCUUUUUUGGCUUUUCACCAAGGCAAAUGUGUUGGCACCGUUGUUUGUAAGAUGGGAGAGCAUCGGAAUACUUUCAGAGGUUACAUUGCAAUGCUCGUCGUCCUCAAGCCUUACAGAGGCAGAGGAAUUGCUACAGAACUUGUUACCAGAUCUAUUAAAGUUAUGAUGGAAUCAGGUUGUGAAGAGGUAACCUUGGAAGCAGAAGUUACAAAUAAGGGAGCACUUGCACUAUAUGGCCGUCUUGGGUUUAUUAGGGCAAAAAGGCUUUUCCGUUACUACCUGAAUGGAGUUGAUGCUUUUCGACUGAAGCUAUUAUUUCCCCACCCAGAGUUAUACUGUUCCCUUCCAAUGAUGGCCACUGGAAAUGAGAGCCAUGGGCAAAAUGAUCAUGUACCACCAGAAUAAAGUUCUCUGCUACAAAGCUCAAAGUUUGAAAUAUGAUUAUUAGACAACUCAGUCUACCCUUAAAAAAGAAAGAUGUUGCAGAAACCACAGAAUGUUUCAUUGUAUUGUAGAAUCAUAGAGGGUGUUGUACCAUAUAUUUGUGACAGAAUUUAUCCUACAUAUAUUUCCUUCGCAUAAUGUUUAAUUCUUUGCAAUUAUUCUUUGUUACCAUUUAGAAAA
This is a messenger RNA of Cornus florida, 963 nucleotides long. RefSeq names its product N-alpha-acetyltransferase MAK3. Bases 151 to 744 code for a protein of 197 amino acids. Gene Ontology annotation, biological process: N-terminal peptidyl-methionine acetylation. Gene Ontology annotation, molecular function: protein-N-terminal amino-acid acetyltransferase activity. Lineage: Eukaryota; Viridiplantae; Streptophyta; Magnoliopsida; Cornales; Cornaceae. The record is from RefSeq and is a predicted model, not a curated record. The transcript has 4 exons. Gene Ontology annotation, cellular component: NatC complex.